Messenger RNA from Eupeodes corollae, 4102 nucleotides. It is a transcript of the gene TP53INP, whose product is annotated as tumor protein p53-inducible nuclear protein 1. NCBI's taxonomy places the organism in Eukaryota, Metazoa, Arthropoda, Insecta, Diptera, Syrphidae. The coding region runs from base 865 to 1902 and encodes 345 amino acids. Gene Ontology annotation, cellular component: autophagosome; nucleus. The transcript has 7 exons. Gene Ontology annotation, biological process: positive regulation of DNA-templated transcription; autophagosome assembly. The record is from RefSeq and is a predicted model, not a curated record.
AGCUGAGAGCGCGUCCCACAACAAGUUCGUCGAACAUAACUAAAAUUUAAAGAUACACAAGACACAAAGUGUUACUGUACAUAUACACAUAUAGUAUAUAGGUUCUUUUUCCUCUUUGCAAUUAAAACAGCUUAAAACAAAAGAAACAACAGCAAUAAAAGAAAAAAUAUCCUUGAAGUGCAAGGACAUUUGAAUCAAAGAUUUUUAACGGAAUCUUUACAUGGAAAAAUAAAGGAUAUUGCAUUCUAAAAGCAGCAGCAACAAAAACAAAAAGAACAAAAUAAACAAAUUUAAGACAAAAUUCAACUCCCUUCUAUGUACAUAAACUAAACACACAUAAAGUAACAAAAGCUACAAAUUUUCCACAAGACUGAGAUAAUUAUUACAAAAUAAAAGUUUUUUUGAAAGAUAAACUCUGGAAGAAGGAAACUUAAUCAUUAACACUGAUCUCAUAAUUAAAACAAACAUUAAAAGCAAAUAAAAAUAAAGGACUAUACAAAAAUAUAAAAACAAAAAACUAAUUCUCCUUUCAAAAGAACCAAAGAAAAAAAGUUUAAAAAAAAAACAAACAAUCAUUAAUAAAGAAACGAAGUAAAAGAAAGGGUAACUCCAAUUUGACUGUGAUCGCUUAAAUUUGCUGCAAGAGAAAAAGGAACACUUUGUGUUUGUGGGAGCAACUAUAUAUAUAUAUUUAUACAAAUCUCAGCUGAAACGAUAAAUCAUCCUUAUCAUCAAAAACCUCUCAUCAUCCGAAAGCUGUAAAGCAUUUAAAAACCAACAAACAAAAAACAAAAAAACAAACAAGGUCACCAAGGGCAUCCUUGUGGUACACCUAAACCCACACCGGUUAUUUUUAAUCGUAUAAUGUUUAAUAGUCUUGCAAAUCUACUAUUUGGAUCGAACGCUAAUACGUCUACUAAUCCUGAGAGCACUGACCAAAUUGAGCAAAUCUUAGAAGACAACAAUACUAAUUCCUCCUUACAAGCAACUGCAAGUACAACAACUGCAACUUCAAUUGGACGUAAUACUGACAAUAAUAAUCAAAACGUAAGUAAUCGAUCGGUUGAGGAUCAUCUAAAAAAAUUGAUCUCAAUCGAUCACAACAACGACGACGACGUAACUAACGUCGACGAAUUAGACGACGAUUGGCUGUUGGUUAACAGAGAAGACGACGAGGAGGACAGUCUCCCUCGGACGGAUUCCGAAGAGGAGCUUCCAUUUGUUGAGAUCAAACGUAGUCCAACUUUUCAACAAAGACCAACUCGUAAUAGCAACCACCAUUCCCUUUCAGCAUAUCAUCAGCGAACUAUAGCAUUACGUUAUGAUGGUGGCGGACUCACGCAAUCUCUCUAUGUUGUUCCAUCGUCCGCCGAUUGUAAUAAUGGCACUGUCAUCACUACUAAUCUUCCUACGCACAUGUCUAUGGAAGAAUCAUGGUUCCUGACCCCGCCGCCAUGUUUUACUUCAACAGGACCUGUAAAUAUGGAGACAUCUCCAUUUGAAAAUCUACUGAUUGAACAUCCAAGUAUGUCAGUUUACCAUAGUAUUAGGUCAGCCCAAGAGGCUGCCGAAAGUUUUAUUAAUCUUGAUCUCGGGGUGGAGGAAUCUCAAAAUGGAACAAUGGUCGUUGUUGAGCAACCAACAGGAAGGAACCAAUCUGUUGCACCUCGUGUUGCAAGGAAUCGUGUUGAACGCCUUAACCCAACACAGUGCAAAAUGGAGUACCUAACCCGCUCUGCACAGAAGGUCCAUGACAAAAAAGAUCGUCAAACUAUCUGUCGUGGAGCUAUCAAGCGUUCGAAUAAAGUUCGUGAAUAUAACAGCAAGAGCAAUCGCCAGCGUCGCUCCGACUUGCAACACAGCAAAAUCAGCAGUGGUGCCAACAACAACCGAAAAUGUUAAACAACGACUUUAAAAAAUUUUACUCUAUCAAAAUUUUAAUCGUCGUUGAAUGCGAAAUUUUGCUCUCCACAUAAAAAAUAACAAAAAAAAACAUAAUUGUUAUAAAAAAUAAGAACAAAAACAACGCACCCCCAAAAUAAACUAAAAAAAAAAACUUAAAAAAUUUAAAUUAAUACAAAAACAACAAAAAAAUCAAUUUAAAUGUGUAGAUUAAGUAAAAUUUUAAAAAAAAUUACAAACACAUAAAAUAUGAAUUAAUGUGACAAAAAAAAGAAUAUAAUUAUCAACAAAAAGAAAAACAAACAAUUGUUUAUUUAAAUUAAAUUUUUCAAUUUUUGAUUGAAUUGUUUAUGUAAAUUUAAUUGUUAAAUAGUUUCAAUUUAAUUCACUUAAAAUUUGUACCCCAUCCUCCCUCCCAACAAAAAUAGUCACAUUUCACACUUUCAAAAUAUCUCUAUCAAAAAAAAAGAAAGAAAGUAAAUAAAUAUUUUUUAUUCAAAUUAAAAGAAAAUUUACAAAAACAUAAAAAUUGUGAUAUUGUUGAGCGCAAAAAUGUGCGAGAGAAGUGAAAGAAAAAAACAAUAAUAUUAAUAAAAAAAACAACAACAUUGUAUGAUUUAAAAAAACCAAAACGAAAGAACAUGAAAAUUAUUAUCCUCUCUUAUUAAAAUAUUUAAAAUAAAUAAAUAAUAUUCUAUACAGUGUGCUUAAGGACGAUCAGGAUCAGUGUUGUGUGUGUGCAAUGUGCAUUGUACAUGUAAUAAAUUAAAAAAUAUAUUUAACUCUUUUGGAAUAUCAAAGUCAAAAAUAAAACGAUAAUUUUUUACAUGGGACUAAGAAUAAGGGUAAACAAAAUAAACAAUUUUAAGUGAGUAAGUUUUUGGCAGACAAAAACGAAAAAAAUUCUAAAACAUAUUUAAGCAACAAAAAAAAAGAAAAUGAAAAAGGAGCAAUAUUUUUUAAAUAAAUUUUACUUAAAAAAUAAAAAAAUUAAUUGAUAACUAUUUAUGUUUAAAAAAAAACAUAGGUGCAAAUUUGUCAGACAAUGAUCACAAUCCUGUAGCACAUUUAGCAUUAUCCUGAAACUCUAAUAUAAACAAAUAAUAAGAAAUCAAAUGGCAUUAUAUAAGUUUAAUUUAAAAUUAACAAAAGAAUCUAACUUUAAUUUUAAUUUAUCUACGAAUGUUUUAUUUUUUACCUAAGCAAUAAAUAAGAAUUAUUUUAAAUUAAUAUUUGUUUUUUUUUGUUUAUAUCAUUUUCAAACAACAAAAGAAACUUAAAAAUAUUUAAAUAAAAGAAGCUUCUUCAAUCAUUGCAUAAAAAUAGUUAUUAAACAACAAAUAUUAUAAUAUAUUUAUCUAUAAAUAUUUAAAUUUCUUCUAAAAUUAAAAUUAAAAUUAAAACAUAACAAACAAACAAAAAAAAACAUAAAGCACUCAUGUGAUCAGUUAAGAAAUUGUUCGUUACAAUAUUACUUUUAAUUAGAAAAAUAUUAAAAUUACAAAAAAACUGCCUGAGAAAUAAAAUAAUUAUCAUAUUAUUAAAAUAGGCCAUUAUUAUAAAAAAAAAUUGCAAUAAAUCCAACUAUGAGUAUAUUAUUAUAAAAUAUACAUUAUAUUAUCUUGUUUUGUUCAUUAAUUUAAAAAAUAAAAAAGAAAAUAAAAUAAACAACAAAUUUAAUAAUGAAGUGCUUCUUUCUGUGACAUACAUAAAUUAAAAACAAAAAUAAUAUUUAUUGUGAUUUCUUAGUGAAGAAAUUUCGUUGCACAUAAACAUUUAUUGUUUAAGACUUUUAAAACACUUUGAAACAAUAAACAAAAAAAGAGUACAUCAAAUUAUGAAAUAUCCUUUAAAACAUACAUAUUUAAAAACAUGAAUUUAAUUUUGACCUAGACUUUAGAGGAUGAAUAUUAAUUGAAAUGUGAGAGAACAAAAUAAAAUUAAAAAUUAUUAAUGUAUUAUUAUAUUAUUAUUAUCUUAAAUGUAGAAAUUAAAACUACAAAAUUAAUUACAAAAAAAAAACUUUGUUUAGUAGUAAGUUUAAUGUUAAAUUGAAUGACACUUGAAAAAAAAUACAAAAAAUGAUUGAUGAGUGAAAAAAAAACGUUAAAAAAUCAAUAAAUGGACAGCAAAAAUGCAACAACAAAAAAUAUAAAAUGAACAAAUGGAGAAAAACGAUUAAAGUUAAAUAGAAGAAUUA